Molecule: messenger RNA, 1763 nt
Organism: Dipodomys spectabilis (banner-tailed kangaroo rat)
Lineage: Eukaryota; Metazoa; Chordata; Mammalia; Rodentia; Heteromyidae
Gene: Fam89b
Product: family with sequence similarity 89 member B
Exons: 2
Coding region: 440-1237 (265 amino acids)
Biological process (GO): establishment of cell polarity; positive regulation of cell migration; negative regulation of transforming growth factor beta receptor signaling pathway
Cellular component (GO): cytoplasm; lamellipodium
Molecular function (GO): transcription corepressor binding
Source: RefSeq, a predicted model, not a curated record
CUUUUCCACUGUCUGCUCUUCCUGAAAAGAUUUCCUUGAAAGAUGAGUUGUGCAGCCAAGCUGAGGGGUAGAUGGAGAGGUCUGGGAUACUUCACGCGGAGGAUGAGGUCUUAGCCACCUCAAGGGCACAUCAGCAUUUGUCUUGUCUUGGGGCUCUCCUUCCCUCCCCCCAAGCCACCUCAGUCAAUUCGGACCUGUGGCUUCCCCUCCGAGCACCUGGAUGCUACCACCUAUAUCACCUCGUGUACACCCCCGGUCCCCCGUCUCCUGAGCCCCAGUCUACUGACUCUCCACUUCCACAUCCUUUUCCUUGGGAGGGUAAUUGUGCAGAACCAAGUAUGUAAGGGUGAGGCAGCAAAAAGCCUCCAAAGAACCACACCUGCCUCUCUGCUCCCCUUUCUCGCUCCCCUUCCUGGCACCCCUAUAGCUUUUCUCCUCUAUGCCAUUGCGGUCCCGCAGCCCUUGCCUUUUUAAGAGAGGCCCCGCCUCUGUGUGGGGGGUGGGUCGGAGGCGGAGUCGGUGGAGCUGGGGAAGGAACAAAGCGCGGCCUGCGGGCGGCGGCGGCGCGGCGCGGCGCGGCUCGGCUCGGCGCAGCUCGGGGGCGGCGGGGCGGCCCGGGCGGCUCCCGAAGGUGGGAGGCGGCAUCACCAGCCCUGCCGAUUUUGCCAUGAACGGGUUGCCCUCGGCCGAGGCGCCGGGCGGCGCGGGCUGUGCCCUCGCGGGGCUCCCUCCGCUUCCGCGCGGCCUCAGCGGCCUCCUCAACGCCAGCGGCGGCUCGUGGCGGGAGCUGGAGCGCGUCUACAGCCAGCGUAACCGCAUCCACGACGAGCUGAGCCGCGCCGCACGCGCUCCCGACGGGCCCCGCCAUGCCGCCGGCGCUGCCAACUCCGGAUCUGCAGUCGGUGCGCGUCGCCCGGUCAACCUCGACUCGGCCCUGGCCUCACUGCGCAAAGAAAUGGUGGGGCUGCGGCAGCUGGACAUGUCCCUGCUGUGCCAGUUGUGGGGCCUGUAUGAGUCUAUCCAGGACUACAAGCACCUGUGCCAAGACCUGAGCUUCUGCCAGGACCUGUCCUCCUCCCUGCACUCAGACAGCUCUUAUCCGCCCGAUGCCUGCCUGUCUGAUGAUGAGGAGCCUCCGGACGCCAGCCUGCCCCCAGACCCGCCACCCCUAACGGUGCCCCAGACGCACAAUGCCCGGGACCAGUGGCUGCAGGACGCCUUCCAUAUCAGCCUCUGAAGAGCUAGGGUGGGUGGGAACGCACCCGUGCAAAAGGCGCAGAACUUGUCUAUCAGCAAGUCCUCAGACUACGGUGCCUGCUCUGCCACCUCACCUCAGCCGGGCGAGGCGAGUGUCCCUCAGGCAACACCGCUGAGCCCCCUCCUGGUUAGCGGGCACUGGGUAGACACCUAGGUGACAGGCUCUGCCUACCGCCUUGGGCCUCCACUUCUAUAUGUGUGCACCCCAGCUUAACCUACCUGCAGUCUGGCGGUGGGACUCAAAGCAUCUUGCACUGCCCAUGCCAUCUCUGGAAUUCGGAUCCCAGAGUGCCUAGCGCCCAUCUUUUUCACCUUCGCUGCUACUUGGCAGCGGCUGGCUCAGGGGCACGCCACCUGCAGUCCUGGGCACCCACUGCCCCGGACAAGGACUCCAGGACCCAUCCCUGCAACCACCCACGGCCAGGAGGGCAGAGCUUCAGACUGGAUGUGUUGAGGGGCCACUUCCUGGAUGUGUUGAUAAAUAAAUAAAGAAAUACUCAAGCGUC